This is a messenger RNA of Biomphalaria glabrata, 1035 nucleotides long. RefSeq names its product transmembrane protein 70 homolog, mitochondrial-like. NCBI's taxonomy places the organism in Eukaryota, Metazoa, Mollusca, Gastropoda, Planorbidae. The transcript is spliced from 2 exons. The record is from RefSeq and is a predicted model, not a curated record. Bases 169 to 897 code for a protein of 242 amino acids. Gene Ontology annotation, biological process: mitochondrial proton-transporting ATP synthase complex assembly. Gene Ontology annotation, cellular component: mitochondrial membrane.
UUGAAAACGAGCACUUGGUGUCGAAUCUGUUUAAGAUAGUAGAUCUAGAGAUCUAAUAAUUAAAUCUAGAUAGAUCUAUGAUUUAAGAGUCCAAAUCUUACGUUAAAUUGGUUUCAAUCGAACAGUAUUAGAUCUACCGGUACUAUUAACUGGUUUAAAAAACACAAAAUGAGUUUACUUACAAGACUUAUGUUCAAUUCGCCAGUAAAACUUUGCCAUUUAAACCCAGAGAUUUUGUCAGUACCUUAUAUCUUCAAAUACCAGAAUGUCUCCACAUUAUCGUUUUCAAGAACAAGAGCCUCCUGUUGUUGCUAUGUAGGCAACAACCAUUGGAAGACAAAAAGUGGUUUGCAGGUGAAUGCAAAGUAUCUUAGAGCCAGACAAAUUCAAUAUUUCAGUAGCUCCUCUGUAGAGAAAGAAGAUCUUGGAGAAUUGGUUUAUCAAGGAAGAAUAGGGAGUAUGUUUAGAGCCUUGAAAAUAUUUUCCUUGUCAACCAGUGCUAUUGGACUCUGCCUUCAGCCUUAUUUACUAAUGACAUAUCAAGAUACACCUUUAAAACUGGCAAUUCCCAUGUUUGCAGUGCUUAAUGUUUUUGUUUUUGUCAACCCUAUUUUAAUUCAUUUCAUUGCCAAGAAAUAUGUCUUAGAAAUGUACUUUAAUACCCAAACCAAAGUCUUCACUGCCAUUUUGUUGACUUUUUUUGCUAGAAAAGAAAAGAUAUCUUUCACAGCUGAUGAUGUUGAUUGUCCAGAUGUGCCAAAUAUGUUUGCGAUGUUUACAGCCAAAGGUAGACCACUCUUCGCUCAUGAGGCAGAUUUCACAAGUUUAGAAGUUUACAAACAUCUCAUGGGCUUUGAUGUUCCACUGGAUUUGACCAAAGAAACCAAGAAUCAUUAAGUUAUUGCUAAUGUGUUUAUAAUUCAAAAUUGGAUUUAUUUAUGUAUGGCAUAAUUCUAUUGUUUCUUUUUUUCAUGUAGUUAACAUUGUUUAAUCAACAUUUAUAAGUAAGUAAUAAAACAAGUAAACAAAGUGAAA